Molecule: messenger RNA, 770 nt
Organism: Poecilia latipinna (sailfin molly)
Lineage: Eukaryota; Metazoa; Chordata; Actinopteri; Cyprinodontiformes; Poeciliidae
Gene: fundc1
Product: FUN14 domain containing 1
Exons: 5
Coding region: 199-654 (151 amino acids)
Biological process (GO): autophagy of mitochondrion
Cellular component (GO): mitochondrial outer membrane
Source: RefSeq, a predicted model, not a curated record
GGGAGGCUGAAGCCGUUCUGUAUGUACCUUGUGUAUUGCCUCAGUAAGUCAACCCAAGCUAUUUCCAUUCCGCUCCGUGUGAUAGAGGACAUGUCUCCGAAGGGACGCAGACAGACUUAUCCCUCUUUUUCUCCGUCCAAUUUAUGCAAAUGACGGCGGACGCGCAGGAAUCUGGGGGACAGCCCAGCACACUCCAAAAUGGCGAACCGCAACAAGGAUGUUGAAGAGGAAAUCUACGACAAGGUCGUGGAUCUGACGGAGUACGCCAAGCGGCAGCGAUGGUGGAACCGCCUAUUCGGGAAGAACUCCGGGCCCGUAGCGGAGAAGUACUCCGUGGCCACACAGAUUGCAAUAGGAGGAGUGAGUGGAUGGUGCGCAGGUUAUCUCUUCCAGAAGGUGGGGAAGGUUGCUGCCACAGCCGUAGGUGGAGGUCUUCUGUUGCUGCAGAUAGCCAAUAACAGCGGCUACGUCCAGGUGGACUGGAAGAGGGUGGAGAAGGACGUGAACAAAGCUAAGAAGCAGCUAAAGAAGGGAACAGAUCAAGCAGUCCCAGAGCUAAACACAUUCAUGGAAAAGUCCACAGAGUUUGUGAAGAAGAACAUUGUCGUCACCGGCGGUUUCGUGGGAGGGUUCCUGCUCGGCCUGGCGUCUUAGGGUGUGCCAAAGCAGAAGAGUCUGCGUCCCUCUGUCUUUACAAAAUCAUGGUUAAUCGUUAUUGCAGGGAUUCUGAAUUUUUUUUCAGCAGCAAGCAGCCAGUUUCAGUUCAGCUU